Pelobates fuscus (common spadefoot toad) is the source of this 2645-nucleotide messenger RNA. It is a transcript of the gene KLF10, whose product is annotated as KLF transcription factor 10. Lineage: Eukaryota; Metazoa; Chordata; Amphibia; Anura; Pelobatidae. Gene Ontology annotation, biological process: regulation of transcription by RNA polymerase II. Gene Ontology annotation, molecular function: DNA-binding transcription factor activity, RNA polymerase II-specific; RNA polymerase II cis-regulatory region sequence-specific DNA binding. The transcript is spliced from 4 exons. Bases 249 to 1685 code for a protein of 478 amino acids. The record is from RefSeq and is a predicted model, not a curated record.
UAUAGACAGCAUCUCACACAGUGUACUCUGCACUGUAUCCACAUAGACAGCAUCUCACACAGUGUACUCUGCACUGUAUCCACAUAGACAGCAUCUCACACAGUGUACUCUGCACUGUAUCCACAUAGACAGCAUCUCACACAGUGUACUCUGCACUGCUCCCAUCCCACCCACCAUACAUUGUAUCUAUUUAUACAGCAUCCCACCCACUGCUUCCGAUCCUUUACAAAGACUACCAGCAACAAGCCAUGAUCAGCUUCCAAGCUCCUUACUUUCACACCAUAACUGACAAAAUGGAAGUGCCUGAGAAACAACCAAAAGGAAGAUUUUCUUGGAACGCCAAUACGGAGAAAGUGGAUUUUGAAGCAGUCGAAGCUCUCAUGUACAUGAGUAGCCGCUGGAAGUCAGAGCCCAAACGGUAUACCGAAAUGAGGCCCAUCACUCCAGCAUCGGACCUGUCAGAAAAUGAAGACAGCCUAAUGGCAAACCCACCAGAAUAUAAUACAGUCUCUGCUUUUUGCCUGACCCCACCUUACAGCCCUUCUGAGUUUGAGAUGUCUCCUCAACCCAUGUCUCCAGUUCCACUGUCUGAAAACUGCAGGCCUUUCACAAGUGUGGCCCACAAUAACAUGGGCAAUAGUUCAUCAGACUCUAAACAUUCCACCACAUCGGUGCAGAAAGCUCAGGUGACAAGUGUGAUCCGGCACACAGCAGAUGCCCUGCACUACAGCCAUGCUCACAUGUCCACAAAUAUUUGCAAAGACAAUCCUGUGAACAAAGUAGCUCCGCAAAAAGAGGAACCUUUGAAGAAAAAAUUGCUGGUUUCAGUUGUAGCUCCACUCCCAAAAGCAAAUCCAGAGAGGGAAAUGUGUGAAAAUGAAAAUAUUAAGAUGGAGACACAAUCAUCUUCCUUCCAGCAAGUACAGAAUGCUACUCUCCGCUAUAAUAACUGUAAACCGUGUCAGCCUGAUGCUAACUUUCUUCCAGUGCAAGCCCAUUCUCCCCAGCUGUUGAUUCCUCCACCAGUAGCUACAAAUGGUGUUUCUGUCGCCCAAAUGCCCGUCUUUUGUCAGAUGGUUCCGAUCUCCUCUAGCAAACCUGUAGUUACUACGGUGGUUGCAAACUCACAGCCAGCUACAGGCCAGACCGUAAUGCAGCCUUUGUUUUACAUGGGGACACAGAUGCCUAAAGGAACCGUGAUGUUUGUAAUGCCACAGCCAGUUUUACACAAUGCAAAGACUCUCCUGACCAGUGGUACCAGGCUAUCACCCAUUGCUCCAGCCCCUGGUAUUGCACCUCCUGAAACAAAGGUCUCCAUCCACACAGAUAGCUCCCGCAUCAGAAGUCAUGUCUGCAGUCACGCUGGGUGCGGGAAGACGUACUUCAAAAGCUCCCACUUAAAGGCACACAUGAGAACACACACAGGAGAAAAGCCUUUUAGCUGUAGCUGGGAAGGUUGUGACAGAAAAUUUGCUCGCUCUGAUGAACUGUCCCGUCACCGUAGAACACACACCGGUGAAAAGAAGUUUGCGUGUCCAAAAUGCGAUAGGCGUUUUAUGCGUAGUGAUCAUCUAACCAAGCAUACAAGGCGCCACCUGUCAACCAAAAAGAUGCCUACAUGGCAGAUGGAAGUUAGUAGGUUGAGCGAGAUUGCGGUCCCACAAGCCUCGGCACCUGUUCAGUGAACACCAGAUACAAAAUCACCUUGCAACUAAGUGUUCUGGGCACGUUCUGAGGCCGAAACCUGGAUGUUAAAUCACAUGUACUCCGACUCGUGAUAGUGAGUAUGGUAAAGACUACAUUAACAAGAAGGAAAUGGAAUUGGUGAAGAAAUGGAAGCCUGCACCAGGUAUCUUCGAUGACGACUUGGAUUCCUGAGUACAUUGCACUGAAGAAGACAGAAAAAUGUAGUUGAUUUUGGUGUUUCCGAACAUCAAGACGUGGUGUAGUCUGAUUACCAUUCAAACCGUUUAAGCAGUCUCUGUUAGUGGAGCUGUCAAGGCUUUUAAUACUAUGUCUUGCUAGCUUAAAAAGGUAUGAAAAUGUCUUGUUAGCAGCUAGUGCAGGAUGCACUGGGUGGUCUUUUUUCCUAGAGUAGGCUGAGCAAAAUAUGCCUAUAACGUUGCAGAUAAUGUAACCAUUACAAGCCCAAUUCCUGUGUAUCCACACAGAUUUCUAGGCUGCCAAGUAUUCCGUGCUCAACAAUCCGUCUUUAUAAAAUCAUCUGCACCAGACAUUUUGUUACAUCUGCCUGCUAACGUAUAUAUAUAUAUAUAAAUAACACUGUCGUUAAGCAUAAAAUGAAUAUCUGCGAUGUUGUUGAUGCAUAUUUAUAUUAAUGCAGACUUGCAACAACAGCUGUUGAAAGAUAAGACACUUCAGUAUAGUGUGUUAUCUUAUCACUAAAGAAAUCUGUUUAUUAAUGUUUGCAAUUAUUUAUAACAUGUUCAUUGCUAAUUCUCCAACUCAAAACGAAGUUUCAAAUAGAAAUUCUGUUUUGAUUUGCACAAAUGGUGGACUUGUGUUUUUUUUUUUUUUUUUUUAUUCCAUGCCAAAACUUGAUUUUAGUAUGGAUAAGCACUUUGAAAAUCAAUUAAUCAAAUAUUCUCUGCUUUCUAAACCUCCCUGCAAACUGCCCCCCCCCC